GUGUUUCGUCAGCUACUGGCUAGGUCAAUAAUUGCAGAACAAAGAAAUAAUUAACGGUUAAGAAUAAUAUACGAAUUGCUCAAUGCACAUUCUAUGUUCUAUUCAGUACAAGGCUUUUGUGAGGAUUUAUUUGAUCAAACCAAGAGCUGAUCGAUUCUUCCACACAAAUACGAGUAAACAAAAGGCAGCGCAUCAGAACGAACAACUUGGCAUUGUUAAGAUCAAGUCGGUUGGCAAUUUGUAGUUGACUGUGUGUUGCCUUUUGUUGAGAAAUCAGCACAUCCAUCGUAGACUUGUAGAGGUUACCAAUAGCCUAGAAUUUCUACAUUCAAUUUUCUUUGUUUGAAUCAUGUUCACUGCCACUCUCCUACUUCUGCCAGCCUCCCUGUUGGCUGGUUUACUGGUCUUAUCGCUCUAUAUCUUCAAUCUUCACAGCAAAUAUGAUCACAUCCCCGGGCCUACUCGGCACAGUUUCUUCCUCGGAAAUGCUCCUUAUCUCUUGAAGCGAUUCAAGGAGGACCAAUCUGGGUUUACUGUUGCUCUUGAGUAUAUGCAGAGGUACGGACACGUCUUCGUACUCUGGUAUAUCCUAAAACCUCAAGUAAUCGUAACAAAUCCUGAGACUAUCAAAGACUUAAUAAUAUCUAAUGUUCACGGUAAACAAGAUAAGCGACCUGAGGCGCAGCUAUUUGGGCAGCGUUUCGUGGGGCCAAAAAAUAUCGUGGUCAAUAAGGGCGAUGAAGUGUGGCAGAGAAAUCGCAGGGCUUACACCAAAUACUUUGGCAGGAACUACAUGAGGCAGUACCAUGAUCAGGUCAAGAUUGUAGCUGGCCGCCUUGUUGAAAAGAUGUCAGAACUAGCUGGUACUGGCGAGGUUGUCGAUUUGAGUCACUGGAUCCACUUAGCUUCCUGUGAUAUCAUCGGACUGGUUGCUCUCGAUUGGGACAUUCAUGCUGUGCUCAAGGAAGAUUCUACGUUUCCUAAGUAUUUGGACUUAGUAAUGAAGGGCGUGGCGUUUGCUGCAGGCAAGCCCAUAUCUCGGAUAGCUCCUAAAUUCAGAUCGAUGAGGGCCGAAGUGACGCAUGCAGUGAGAGAACUACGGAAGAGCUGUGCAGCACAGAUAAAGAAGCACAUCGCUAGAAAAGUACGAGGUGAGGUGACGGAAUCGUGCCUUCUUGAUGAGAUCCUGUCUCAGUCUUCAGGGGACCAAGAGUAUCAGAUAGAUGAAAUGCUGACCGUGUUUCUGGCUGGCCAGGAAACGGUCGCCCACACUAUCUCUUUCGCCAUGUGUCACCUGAUGAGAGACCCCGUGAUACUAGACUCAGUUGAUAGAGAUGUCCAGGGGUACAUUACGAAUCCCUCGUUUGAAAAGCUUGCAGGAAUGGUUCAUAUGGAUAAUUUGAUGAAGGAAACACUCCGACAUUAUGGUGCUGUGCCUGGUCUCAGACGGAUCCUGUCCAAGGAGACCGAUAUAUCUGGUUACAAGGUUCCCAAAGGCACUGAAAUAGUACAUGUUCUAAAGUUGUACGCUCACGACGAAAAGAUUUGGGGAUCAGAUCACAAGGAGUUCAAUCCAGCACGUUUUGACAACUACACGUUCAGUACAAGCAAGGAGAUGGGUACUCCUGGACUCACAAGGACUCCUACUAGGAGAACAAAUGUUCACCACGACCAGAACAGACACCCACACGGAUUUUUACCAUUUGGAAUAGGUCCAAGAAACUGUUUGGGGAAGGAGUUGGCCAAAAUAGAAUUUAAAUCGGUAAUUUCUCAUUUAUUCUACCACUUCAAGUUUACUCCAGUAAAAGGAGAAAAUAUUCAGCUCAUGAGGUACAAUAGUGUUAAGCCCUUGUCAGGACAGAAUUGUUAUGUGGAUUUGAUAGAGUGAUUUAUUGUGAUAAUCUGAGAUCUGUAUCAGUAUUAACUUAUCCUGUAUUCAAGUGUGUUCGUCUCUAAUAAUAUUAUCAUUGUUAUAUUUAAUCUUUAAUUUUCCAAUA
Molecule: messenger RNA, 1997 nt
Organism: Bolinopsis microptera
Lineage: Eukaryota; Metazoa; Ctenophora; Tentaculata; Lobata; Bolinopsidae
Product: cholesterol 24-hydroxylase-like
Exons: 1
Coding region: 350-1888 (512 amino acids)
Biological process (GO): cholesterol catabolic process
Molecular function (GO): heme binding; iron ion binding; cholesterol 24-hydroxylase activity
Source: RefSeq, a predicted model, not a curated record